AUGAAGUCCGCGGCUCCUCUCUUGGGAGCCAUCCUCGCCGUGGUGGUUGAUGCUGCGCCCACCGUCGACGAGCUUUAUCCUUAUACUGGGCCCAAAGUCCCCAUUGGCGACUGGAUUGACCCGACUGUCAAUGGCAAUGGUAAAGGAUUUGUGCGACUGGUAGAACCGCCUGCUGUGAAGCCAGCUUCUUCAAACCCGACCAACAACGUCAAUGCCAUUUCCCUUGCAUACGUACCAAAUGGCAUCAACAUCCACUACCAGACCCCCUUUGGUUUGGGAGAGGCUCCCUCCGUUGUCUGGGGUACCAGUGCAUCCGACCUCAGCAAUACCGCCACCGGCAAAUCUAUCACAUAUGGCCGAACUCCUUCGUGCUCCUCGGUUGUGGUCACACAGUGCAGCGAGUUCUUCCACGAUGUCCAGAUUGGCAACCUGAAGCCUGGAAAGACCUACUAUUACCAGAUUCCCGCAGCCAACGGCACUACUGCAUCUGAUGUUCUGUCUUUCACGACUGCAAAGGAGGCAGGUGACGCUUCUGAAUUCACCAUUGCUGUCGUCAAUGACAUGGGCUACACUAACGCUGGUGGCACUUACAAAUAUCUCAGCGAGGCCGUCAACAAUGGCGCCGCAUUUAUUUGGCAUGGAGGUGACAUUAGCUAUGCUGAUGACUGGUAUUCUGGAAUCCUUCCUUGCGAAAGUGACUGGCCUGUCUGUUAUAAUGGUACCUCUACUCAGCUGCCUGGAGGUGGUGCUAUCCCGAAAGAGUACGAGACGCCUCUCCCGGCCGGAGAAAUUGCCAACCAAGGUGGCCCCAAGGGCGGAGAUAUGAGUGUCCUCUAUGAGUCGAAUUGGGAUCUCUGGCAGCAGUGGAUGAACCCUAUCUUUCUCAAGGCCCCGCAUAUGGUCCUGCCCGGUAACCACGAAGCCAGCUGCGCUGAAUUUGAUGGCCCCGGCAACGUUCUCACAGCUUACUUGAACAAGAACCAGCCCAAUGGCAGUGCUGCCAAGUCUUCCCUUACUUAUUAUAGCUGCCCGCCUUCUCAGAGGAACUUUACUGCCUUCCAAAACCGAUUCCGCAUGCCCGGACCCGAGACUGGAGGUGUUGGUAACUUUUGGUACUCAUUCGAUUAUGGCCUGGCCCAUUUCAUUUCCCUUGACGGAGAGACGGAUUACGCCAACAGCCCCGAGUGGCCUGGUCCGUUCGGCGCUGUUAACGGCGACUACAACGACAACACGGCCUACGCUCAGUACCAGUGGUUGAAGAAGGAUUUGGAGAGUAUCGAUCGCUGCAAGACCCCCUGGGUCAUUGCAAUGAGCCAUCGCCCAUUCUAUAGUUCCCAGGUUUCUUCCUACCAAAAGACCAUUCGCGCAGCUUUUGAAGAUCUUCUGCUGCAAAACGAAGUCGAUCUAUAUCUUUCUGGACACAUUCACUGGUAUGAGCGUCUUCUUCCUCUUGGAACCAACGGCACUAUCGACCAUGCCUCUAUCAUCAACAACAACACCUACUGGACAAACCCAGGAAAUUCCAUGACCCACAUCAUCAAUGGCGCUGCAGGAAACAUUGAGAGCCACAGCACUCUCGACUCAGACCCUCUUUUGGACAUUACCACCUAUCUCGACCAGACCAACUUUGGAUUUGGUGCACUGACUGUUCACAACGCCACUGCUCUUUCAUGGAACUACGUUCACGGCUCUGAUGGCUCCGUGGGCGACAAGGUCACUCUUUUGAAGAAGGAUACAAAGGGAACCUGUGGCUCCUCUGGCAGCUCCUCCAGCAGCUCCUCCGCAGCCACCAGCGUCGCUGCUACAACAUCCGCCUCUCAGUCAGCUGGCGUAACGACCGUCACUGAAGUCGUCACUAGCUACACAACUUACUGCCCUGGUAGCACUACUUUCACAGCCGGCUCCAGCACUUACACUGUUACUCAGGCUACUACCCUCACCAUCACUGAUUGCCCCUGCACGCUUACCCACACCAUCUCGAACGGAGCCACCAUCACUUCCGAGAGCACACCCGCCGGUGUGACCGAGCCCGCAACUAGUUCUCCCGUGGCAUGGAACACCACAUUGCCUACUGGAGGAGUAACCACCACCUCCACUGGUGGCGUUACAGCUCCCACUGUGCCUGUUGGUAGCAGUGCGAGCCGCGCAUUGGUUGUUCCAGGCUUCGCCUGCGCCCUUCUAGCCUUGUUGUCGCUUCUCUAG
Messenger RNA from Trichoderma breve, 2202 nucleotides. RefSeq names its product calcineurin-like phosphoesterase domain-containing protein. Gene Ontology annotation, molecular function: acid phosphatase activity; metal ion binding. The record is from RefSeq and is a predicted model, not a curated record. The transcript is spliced from 7 exons. NCBI's taxonomy places the organism in Eukaryota, Fungi, Ascomycota, Sordariomycetes, Hypocreales, Hypocreaceae. Bases 1 to 2202 code for a protein of 733 amino acids.